ACUCACACCAAAGGAAAACACGCGUGGCAAUUGCAGUAACAAGAUGGAUCAAGCAGUGGAAUAUCAAGACAAACGUGUGGUGGAAAUGUAGGGAGGGUAACAGGGUGUACGCCACUGUUGCUUCUUAGCAAUGAAAAGAAAAGAAAAGAAAAGAGAGAGUGUGUUGUGCUGCGGUGUGGGCGCAGUGAUGUAUGAAAUGAGGGUUGAUGUGGAUUGUGGAGAGGUAGAGAGAGAAUAGUAGCGCACAGCUACAAAGGAAUAUAAGCAAAUUACAAGAGUAAAGAGAGCUUAGAGGCUUGUCUGUUUCCUCCAGAGAGAGAGAGAGAGAGAGAGAGAAGAGGAGAAAGAGAGGUGAUGAAGUUGGAAGAGGAUAACAGGAGGAGCCUUGUCAUGGUAGAUGAAGAAAAAACAAACGGAGACACUCGCAAUAUUUCAAGCUUUAGAUUCUCUUCUCUUUUGGCCUCCAGAGAUCGCGACUUUCUUCUCUCCCAUGACGGAACUCUGGUUUUUCAUCUCUCCUUCUCUCUCUCUAUCUCUCUCUCUCUCUCUCCAUAUCAUUUAGCUAUGAAGUACAUGAGCGUGCCAUAACAACGCUCGUGUUGUAGAAGAUGGAUUAUUCUUCUUCUUGUUGGUUUUGGUGUCGCGGGGUGGGCGAAGCGGGUGUCGUUUUCUUGGAUAAAGGUGUCGUUUUUGUUCUAAGGUCCUGCACCAGACAACAUAGUGUUUUAAUCAGUAAUGGGUUCCCACUUCUUACCCCUCCAACACAGUGGUUGUCCGUGAACCACCGAGGUGAUAUGACAUGUGUCAUUACCUAAGGCUCCCUUUAGCCUUACAUCUACGCUAUAAGCAGGUCAAAGUUUCUGAGCUUGAAGGGAAGGUGAUAGGGCUAUACUUCUCAGCCAAUUGGUACCCACCAUGUAGAAACUUCAACCAGGUGCUAGCUGGUGUAUACGAGCAGCUAAAGGAAAAUGGGUCUAAUUUUGAGGUUGUCUUUGUUUCAUCUGAUGAAAAUUUGGAUGCCUUCAACAACUAUCGAGCAUUGAUGCCAUGGCUUUCAAUUCCAUUUUCUGACCUGGAGACAAAGAAAGCAUUAGACCGUAAAUUCAACAUUGAAGGUGUUCCUUGUUUAGUUAUUUUGCAACCCAAAGAUGAUAAGGAGGAGGCAACGUUGCAUGAUGGAGUUGAUCUCCUUUAUCGCUUCGGAGUUCAAGCUUUUCCCUUUACUAAAGAGAGAUUGGAGGAGUUGAAAAUGCAAGAAAAAGAGAAGCAUGAGAGCCAGACCUUGACCAAUUUACUAACAAACCAUGAUAGAGACUAUCUUUUUGCUCAUCCUGCACCUAAACAGGUGCCAGUUGCUUCGCUAAUAGGUAAAACAAUUGGACUGUUCUUCUCGGCCCAAUGGUGUCGGCCAGGCAUGAAGUUUACUCCAAAGCUGAUUUCUAUCUACCAUAAGAUCAAGCAGAUGCUAAGGGAGAGAGAGAGUGAGGACUUUGAAAUUGUGUUUGUGUCAACUGAUCGUGAUCAAGAAGGAUUUGACUCCUACUUCAAUACUAUGCCAUGGUUGGCAUUGCCUUUUGGAGACCCUACAAUCAAAACCUUAACCAAGUAUUUUGACGUGCAGGGUAUCCCUUGUUUAAUAAUUAUAGGUCCUAAUGGUAAAACCAUUACCAAGAAUGGGAGAAAUCUAAUAAACUUGUAUCAAGAAAAUGCAUACCCUUUUACUGAAGCAAAAGUGGAGUUGCUAGAGAAACAGAUGGAGGAAGAGUUCAAAAGCUUACCAAGAUCAGAGUAUCAUGUUGGACAUAAGCAUGAGCUGAAUUUGGUAACAGAAGGAACUGGAGGAGGACCCUAUAUUUGUUGUGAUUGUGAUGAGCAAGGGUCUGGUUGGGCAUACCAGUGCCUUGAAUGUGGGUAUGAGGUGCACCCCAAGUGUGUCAGAGUUGUGGAACCUGGCUCCACGCGUGCGAGAUGAACAAGUUUAUUCGUCUAUUUUAUAUGCUAAUCUACCUUUGCUUGGGUGUUACUGUGUUUAUUAAUGGAUUCUGAAAUGCGCUUGUAACUCCAGUGUUAACAUUUGAGUUUCAAGUUGGCUUUUAUAUUAUAGAUAAGAUGAUCAAGCCAUUAAUACUUUCUUGAAAA
Ricinus communis (castor bean) is the source of this 2139-nucleotide messenger RNA. RefSeq names its product probable nucleoredoxin 2. The record is from RefSeq and is a predicted model, not a curated record. The transcript has 4 exons. Lineage: Eukaryota; Viridiplantae; Streptophyta; Magnoliopsida; Malpighiales; Euphorbiaceae. Bases 800 to 1972 code for a protein of 390 amino acids.